Molecule: messenger RNA, 4839 nt
Organism: Pelobates cultripes (western spadefoot toad)
Lineage: Eukaryota; Metazoa; Chordata; Amphibia; Anura; Pelobatidae
Source: the annotation of a GenBank genome assembly
GCCACAAUGAGACAGGAAGGGCUGUGACGUCACGGGUCCUUUAACUAACUGGGAAGUGAUUGUUAUCAUCGUGCUGGGAGGGAUUAUUGAAUGGAAGGCGAAUUAAUACAAGUUAUUUCAUGGAACGUCUGUACAGGAAACAGAACCACAUGUACUCACAGAGGAUACUGUGUCUAAUGCUGAAUAUACCAAGAGCUAUGUGCUGAAGGAAAGGGGCCAGAGGUUAGUACAAUAUAUAUAAUAAUAUUUUAUAUAAGAGGGGGAAGAGGGGGGGGGGGGUCAAAAACUAGCCUUUAACAACCUUUUUGCUAUUUACAGCGUAAAGAUUCAGUAGAGUCAUUUUUAUUUUUUGUUUAUUAAAAUAUAAAAUGCAUUGUGGACUAUUGACCCUACAACAUGAGUGUGCAUCAGAUAAAUGUGAAUUUAAUUAAUUAUAAAGCAUCAUGCAUUAUGUUAGGUAUAUGAUUAUAUAGGCCAGCAGUCAGCUUAGGCAGUGAUUGCAUAUAUAAAUUGCAUUAUUGUUUUUUUGGUUGGUAUUUAGCUGUGUGUCAGUGCUGUACACCUGCUAAAUCAAUAUUAAUAUAGAAAACCACAGUUAAAUCAUACUUGGUGUUCCAUAUUUUCAUGUAUACCUUUUUUUUUAAUUGUAUGGAUUGGGGGAUUAAAGUCAGUGCAGUUUUGAUAUCAUACUACACAUUUCAAGGUAUAGUCCCCACUGAAACGUUUUUUCUGAAAACUUUGGAUAGUUAACGAAGGUUGAUCAGUAGUACAAGGUUCUAAAACUUGAUACUGAUUAUAAAAUUGAUACUGAAUUACAUGUUUUGACAGUUUUUCAUUAUUUAUGACAUUAACAUGUUUUUUUUUUUUUUUAAUUACUGGAAUGUACUAUGGUACAUUCCAUCUAUUAAAGCACCACUACAGUGCCAGGAAAACAUACUCGUUUUCCUCGCACUAUAGUGCCCUGAGGGUGCUCCCACCCUCAUGGUCCCACUUACCUUUCUCCAGCACCGGGCUGGGAGCUCUCCGCCUCCGAUCCUCCUCCUCUCCUCCCUUUCGGCUGAAUGCGCACGCAUUAAACUGCUAUGUUUAUAAAAAAAUGGGUUAACCCUAGCUGGACCUGGCACCCAGACCACUUCAUUAAGCUGAAGUGGUCUGGGUGCCUAGAGUGGUCCUUUAAUGUUUUUUGGUUUUUUUUUUUUGUAUUUUUGGAGCCAGAGGCUAAAGGUUGUGCAUUUGUGAGGAGACAAGUGUUCCCUUUGAUCAUAAAAAACAAACAAACAAAAAACGUUCUGCACCUGCCAUUUAUUGUCAUGUCUGUACAAAAAGUAUAUUUCCAAUCAUGCCUGACAGUCAUUUUAAAUACUAUUUUGAUUCUCUAUACAUUUUUUGUUUUUCUUCACUACACCCUACAACUUGGCUAUUCCGAAUAUAAAAUUCAGUUCCAAGAGUCAGGUGCAAAUAUACUAUGCUUUGUUUAUGUAUGUUUUUGAAUAUUUUAGGAUGCUACCAAUAUUUCGGAGAAAAGAAGGAUGGACAGACGUCAUCUUGCCUUUAAUAAAAAAGGGGACAGCUGGAAUUGUCUCCUGUUGUUGUUUUUUCUGUUAAUCUUCACCGUGGUCUCCAUCAACAUCUUUCUUUAUGUUUACCUCGAUCAAAUGUACAAGCCAUCAAAAUAUAGUCAGGUGGACCCCAGCAUGUGUCCACAAGGCCAUUUCAGGAUGGGAAGGAUGAAGGAUUGUUCCUCCUGGCUGUCCUGCGAGUCAAUCGGAAAGGAAGUCCGGAAAUUAAAACUCGUUGGUGAAGGGGCAGUUAAAAAGGUCAGUCCAUAUUGGGUUUUCCUGUGGUGAUUUAAGUAUUGUAUUGACACUAGGGAGAUAAUACAUAUGCAAGAAACUUUAAAGGGUUAAUCAUACUAAAAGCCCUGGUUUUGGUUAGAGUAACCCUUUCUGAGGUGACUUGACCCCCUUCCCCAGUUUAAAAAAAAAAAAAAAAAAAGGAUUACGAUAUUUAAGAAGAAAGCUUUGUAAAUACAAAAUGUUGACUGUGCUUAGGAUAUCAUUGCCAUCCAAAUUUGGCAGGCUUAUGCAAAAGUUCUCUUCUUCAUUAAAGGAACACUACAGUGUAAAUAAUACAAACAUGUUCCCCAACACUAUGGUGCUGAAAUAAUGUUUAGUUAUCUUGCUCCCCCCCACCCCCUCUGUGGAGUUAAAAAGUGAAUUUACUUACUUAGCUUUUCUCCCUGUUAAAAUGGCUGGCUCCGCCUCAAUGGCUGAGGUCACCCAGAGGAAAGCAUUGGGAUGCCAACGUGCAUGCGCAUCAAAUCACCAUGCUGUGCCAUUCAGAAUCUUCUCAUUGAGAUCCAUUGAAUCAAUACAUCUCUAUGGGAAGCAUUCAGCUCAUCUUCAGAGGAUGGAGACGCUGAAUGUAGGUGAUACAAACAGUGCAGCACUGAAAUAGGAAGCAUCUCUAGUGGCCAUCUGAGUGCCACUAAAGGUGUUACUAGGCAGCAAUGUACACAGAAAUAGAUGUUUCUGUAGGUAACAUUAGAUGUAUUUUUUUUUUUUUGUUUUUUUUGUUUUAGGGCCUUCUAAAAUAUUACGGUAUCUUUUUUUUAAAUGGACCACUGGUCAUUUUAUACAGGGAUCAUGUCCUCUCUCAUUCUCAUGUGCCUAAAUUCAUCAUCCCCUAUUUUCAUCAAGCUGCUUUACAGCACUGUAAAAACUGUUGUCUGUCCAUAAAUUGAAUAAUUGGAGUAGUGUUGUAGUCUCUCUCCUAUUCCUUCAGUAUAAAUAAUUCCUGUCCUUACACAUUUAUCUGUGUUCUCUCCUCCACAGUUAAUCCAGUAUUUUUCUUGUGUUAUUUCAGGUUUUCUUGGCUGAAUGGAAAGAGAUGAAGGUUGCUGUUUCCCAGCUCACGCAGCCAGAGCUUCUGGAUGACUUUGUGCAUGGCUUACGAAUGCUACAGUCCUUGCAGAGUAGGCAUGUAGUGACACUUCUGGGUUUCUGUGAGAAGGAUCAUACCAUCUUAACAGAAUACCAUCCCCUCGGCUCCCUUAAAGACUUGGAUAAAACCUUUGCACUCCCGAGGUAUCAGAGUCUAAAUACGUGGCAGACUCGCUUUAGGCUUGCUAUAGACUAUGUAGGUAUCAUUAAUUACCUACACAAUAGCCCUCUUGGUGUGCUGGUCAUGUGUGACUCCAAUGACUUGAAUAAGGUACUCUCACAGUAUCUAUUGACUAGUGACUUCCAAGUGAUUGCCAAUGACCUGGAUGCUUUGCCUGCAGUAGAUAAAUAUAGAGGCAUAUUGGUCAAAUGUGGCCACAGGGAAAUUACAGGUGACUUCGUUGCUCCGGAACAGCUGUGGCCACAUGGAGCUGGAGUGGAAUUUUCAGAUGAUCUCAUGCCUCCUUAUGACGAGAAGACUGACAUUUGGAAGAUCCCAGCUGUGACAGAUUACCUCCUGGGUCAUGUGACAGGAAGUGACAUUGUCCGAUUUCACCUUUUUGACAUACACAGUGAGUGUGGAAAGCAGAACCCGUUGGAGAGGCCCUCAGCUCAGACUGUGUUGGAGACUUACAGAAGAGUCUUUACAUUGUUGAUGAAAGAUAUGGCUGUAUCCGAAACCAGAGAGAUGUUGUGAAGUGUUUGGGGUAUUAUAUCUUAAGAAAGGAAAUGUGUCCUUUGAAUUCUACAAACGUUUGUUCUUAUGUAGGUGAUAUUUAAGCCUGUUGCUACGUUUUGGGUUAAGGACAGCUUGAUGAAAUGUUAACUGUAGUCAUAUUUUGUCAGUUACACUGAUAUUUCACCAGUGCUAAAGUCACGCUCUUGAUUAACUUAUAAUGUGUUAAAAUAAACUUGUCACUACUUUCUAAAAUUACCAGUGAUCUCAACAAGGGCUAGGUUGUUACAGAAUCCUUCAGAAUUUUCCUUCAAUGUCCCUAAAAGUUCAUGGCUGGCUAACGUCGGUUCUGUGCAAAACUGAGGCCUGGCACCAGCAUAUACAACAUGCCGAUGCCAAACAGCCAGUGGCUAUACAGCAUCCCUUAAGUCCAUCCUCCCUUCCCCCUCAUGUGAGCGAGUGACAUCAGGCAGGGAGGAUCUUGCAGUCGGGAGACCUUGGACUCUGUGAUGGGAUGGAGGUGAAUUUUACCGUUUUAUUUUUCAUUUGGGGGUGAACUUCCUCAGAAAGGGUUACUUUAAUCAAAACUUUUAUGUUCAUAAAACACUGGUUUUGGUUAGAGUAACCCUUUAAAUCAUGGGCUGAUAGUUUCACAACUUCCAGUAUAUUGUUUUAAUUGAAAUGAUGCUAAACGUUGAUUUAAAAAAAAAAAAUAAUUUUAAGUUAGUCUUAUCACACUGGAAGAUGUAUUGUGCUGUCAUUUGGGGUAUGGAGUGCUAACAUAGUAUAGUUUGAAUGUAAACUCUAGAUAAGGUAGAAAUCUCUACCCAUCCAAAUCCUGGAGAAGGGCGCUUUUAGAAAUGUUAAAUAAACUAACAUUAAAUAUGUAUAAUACAGCAUUGUGAUUUGACCAAUCUGUUGUUAGUACUAAAAUGAUUUAUUUUUUGUUGUUGUGUUGUAUGUUUUAUUUUUAUUUUUUUUUGUUCUCUGAUGCCUUCUCCCUCUGCACAGCUAACACCAGAUUACAUCCUAGUGCGAAAGUAAUCUCCUGUCAUCUGAUUCUAUUUUUCUUCUCUGAACAUCAGUUUAGCAGGUCCUACUACAAUAAUUCAGGAAUCUUUGAAACCGUGCUAGAGACUGGAUUCCAUGUCUGCUUUCACACAUUUCAGCUGGAGAAGAAAAUUGUUCGUCCUCUACAAAUGUGUAGUUUAAAAAAUAAAU